Paramecium sonneborni is the source of this 430-nucleotide messenger RNA. NCBI's taxonomy places the organism in Eukaryota, Ciliophora, Oligohymenophorea, Peniculida, Parameciidae. The record is from the annotation of a GenBank genome assembly.
AAUAAUAUAACCUAUGGGUGCUGUCUGUUGUACCGAAUAAUCUGAAAGAGCAGGUGAAUUAGAUAUGAAAAUAACUAUAUUAGAGGCUAAUAAUUAAUAAAUUGGAAAUGGAACUGUUACUAUAUCAAAGGAAUUAUAUGAUAGUAAGGAUAAAAUAUAAGUAUAAAUGGAAAUUUGCUAUUCAUGUCAAGUAUUGAAAAUUCGAUGUGAAUGUAAAUCAGUAUAAAAAUUGUAUGGAGAUAUGGAUGAAGAAGAAAUAUUUAUAAAUUCAUCUUUAUCUUUAGAUAGUUCAUCUUCUGAAUCUCGUCCUGACGAUACAAAUACUAAAAAAACGAUUUUAAAGCAUUAAUUACAUUAUGUUUCAAAUACACAAUAAUAGCAAAUUUAAAUAAAAAAGAAGGUUAGAUUCGAUUUAUCUAAGAAAUAAUGA